AUGGUGAGGCGCUCCCACCUCAUUCUCAACAGCAACAGCGCUGCUCCACCUCAUCCUCAAACAGCGGGCCCCACACUGGCGGCCCCACACCUGCUCCACCUCAUCAAACUCACACCUGCUCCACCUCAAAACAGCGGGCCCCACCUGCUCCACCUCAUCCUCAAACAGCGGGCUCCACCUGCAGCGGGCCCCACACCUGCUCCACCUCAUCUCACAGCGGCCCCACACCUGCUCCACCUCAUCCUCAAACAGCGGGCCCCACACCUGCUCCACCAUCCUCAAACAGCGGGCCCCACACCUGCUCCACCUCAUCCUCAAACAGCGGGCCCCACACCUGCUCCACCCAUCCUCAAACAGCGGGCCCCACACCUGCUCCACCUCAUCCCUCAAACAGCGGGCCCCACACCUGCUCCACCUCAUCCCUCAAACAGCGGGCCCCACACCUGCUCCACCUCAUCCUCAAACAGCGGGCCCCACACCUGCUCCACCAUCAAACAGCGGGCCCCACACCUGCUCCACUCAUCCUCAAACAGCGGGCCCCACACCCUGCUCCACCUCAUCCUCAAACAGCGGGCCCCACACCUGCUCCACCUCAUCCUCAAACAGCGGGCCCCACACCUGCUCCACCAUCCCCAAACAGCGGGCCCCACACCUGCUCCACCUCAUACCUCAAACAGCGGGCCCCACACCUGCUCCACCUCAUCCCCAAACAGCGGACCCCACACCUGCUCCACCUCAUCCCCAAACAGCGGGCCCCACACCUGCUCCACCUCAUUCUCAAACAGCGGGCCCCACACCUGCUCCACCUCAGUCAUCUAG
This is a messenger RNA of Homarus americanus (American lobster), 819 nucleotides long. RefSeq names its product predicted GPI-anchored protein 58. The record is from RefSeq and is a predicted model, not a curated record. The coding region runs from base 1 to 819 and encodes 272 amino acids. The transcript has 2 exons. NCBI's taxonomy places the organism in Eukaryota, Metazoa, Arthropoda, Malacostraca, Decapoda, Nephropidae.